Molecule: messenger RNA, 2377 nt
Organism: Andrographis paniculata
Lineage: Eukaryota; Viridiplantae; Streptophyta; Magnoliopsida; Lamiales; Acanthaceae
Product: mitogen-activated protein kinase kinase kinase YODA-like
Exons: 10
Coding region: 190-2160 (656 amino acids)
Biological process (GO): protein phosphorylation
Molecular function (GO): ATP binding; protein kinase activity
Source: RefSeq, a predicted model, not a curated record
AGUUUUCAUACACGGUUGUUCUGUUUCAUUUCCAUUUGGAAAGAGGAACGAAGCUCACAGCGAUGUCACCGUCAACAAUUCAUUGUUUAAUGAAGGAGUUCCGCGUGACUGUUUCGGAUCUCAGUUGUUGCUGCGCAGGGGAAGAAGGCCAUGGCGUGAGGAGAGUACUUGAGGACGCGAAUCCAAGUUAUGUCGAGGAACUACGAUAAUUGGGAGCGUCUGGUGGCGGCUGUGUUGAAGAGAGAGCAGCUAUGGCAGCUCUUCCAUUCCAAAUCUCUAAGCCCUAGCCUAAGUUCCGAAUCCUCUGGCUACAGUUUUAGCUUCGGUUUGAAUUCCUCGAUCGAAGAUGCGCCGUAUUCCAGUCCAGAGUGGUCAACCGCGAAUCGCAAACGAAACGACGAUGAAAUCGCGAGAAACGUUGUUGUUGAUGAUGAUGAUAACCGUCAGUCGCUUGUUGAAAACGUCUUGCCUGAUAAAAAUGUGUCUUCUAAACCGUUUUGGAAACGAGCAUUGAAGAUUGAAGUUCCAAAGGUUACAGUUCAUCUUCAUGGCGCCAUUAAGGACUGCUCUGAUUGCCCUAAAUCUAGUCCUAGAUUGAAAAGUCCUACUGCUACACCAAAAAAUUGGCCUGGUGAUGGACUCCAUGAACUUCAUCCAUUGCCACUUCCUCCAUUAAACUCCAAAUCUUCGCCUGCCUCGCGAAGAAAUUCAGCUGAAACAUCGCCUUCUGUGCCGAGUACUCCCGAGAAAGCAGAAAGUUCUAUAAAACGGAGUACUCGUUGGAAGAAAGGAAAGUUGAUUGGUACUUGCAGUUUCGGAGACAUGUACCUCGGUUUUAAUAGUGAAAAAGGCGCAAUGUGUGCCAUGAAGGAGGUUAACUUAUCGUUUGCAAAGACAAAGCAGCGUGCAGAGCCGAUAGAAAAAGAGAUUGCACUGUUGAGUAGCUUCAAUCAUCCUAAUCUUGUUCGAUAUUAUGGAUCCGAAACGUUGGGCGAUAAUUUGUAUAUUUAUUCUGAGUACAUGUCUGGCGGUUCCAUUCAUAAGAUUUUGGAGCUAUAUGGAAACUUAGGCGAAUCAGCCAUCCGUAGCUACACUCGGCAAAUUUUAGCCGGACUUGCUUAUUUACAUUCCAAAACUAUUGCACACCGGGAUAUUAAAGGGGCCAAUAUACUCGUCGACCCAAAUGGCAUAGUUAAGCUAACGAAUCUUGGCAUCGAAACACAUAUUCUACAGAUCACGAGACGACAGCCGCGCAUAUCGUUGCUUACGGAUAGUCCGUACUGGAUGGCACCCGAGGCGAUUAUGAAUUCCGACGUUUGUAACCUGCAUAUGGAUAUAUGGAGCCUCGGCUGCACCGUAAUCGAAAUGGCUACGUCGAGACCGCCUAUGAGCAAGUACGACGGGGGUCUGGCUAUGUUCAAAGUCGCGAAAAAUAAAGAACUCCCGACGAUCCCGAGUCACCUCUCGGACGACGCUAAGGACUUCUUACAGCGAUGCUUACAAUGGGAUCCGCUGAAUCGGGCGACGGCAUCUCAGCUUUUGGAGCACCCGUUCGUGAAAAGAUCGUUACCGUUAGUAAAACCCGCGCGCCAUCGCACUGCAGACAACGCGAAAACGACAAAGAUUUUCGGCUCGGCUGCGGAUAUUCGCCACCGCGAUUUGACGAGACAUGGCGGCGCUUUCGAAGCGUCGAAACCGUAUCAUCAGUCGCCGCCAAAGUCGUCUUCGUCCGCCGAACUUCACCGGACUCUCGGCCGGGAGAAUAUAUCGGCCCCUGUCUCUCCCGUUGGGAGCCCUCUUCCGCGACCGUCUUCGCCUCGACACCUGAAUUUUCCGUUAUUGCUGGAAAUCGUUUCCGGAAUGCAUGCACGCACAACGUCACCACCGUCGAAUUCUCCGGCCACUGGGAUUCGGCUCGGCUUUCUUCAUCGAAUCAAUGAAUCAAUCUUACCACCGGAAACUUUUCGUAAGAACCCAGCAGGCGGCGGCGGUAGCCCUUCGUAUUGGGAUCCGAAGAUUCUGCGCAGCCGAGACGCCAGAACGCCACUUCCGGUGCCGUCGGAGAAAUUCCGGCGUGGACGAAAUCCUCCCUUCGACUUUGAGCCAAUGCCUUCAGGUGGUGUUGAUAUUUUGCCCCGACCCGAAACCCAACCCUUUUAACCCGGAUUUGCGACCCGUAAACCCUUGACCCGCCCAUUUAGUUUUACUCUUCUCCUUGGCUGCGUUGGUGGUUGAUUCUGUCCGAAAAUCGAUCAAAGUGAGUUCAAUCACACGAAACAAAUUGAAUAAUCUGUUUUUGGGUUCCCUUCAGCUGUGUUAAAAAAUGAGAGGGAGUUUUGUUUGCUUAAUAUCUUCUUCGUUUGGUUGAUAUUUUGGG